AAGCCAACACAAAUACUUUCUUUCAUCUGUUUGGUUUUAACCGAUUAUAUAUAUAAUAUUGAUAUCUAUGUAUAUAUGACAAAUGUACUUGUAUAUAUUGUUACUAUAAUACUGCGUUACAUUUACAAUUAUUUAUGACAAUUGCACUUGUUUAUAUUAUGUUUAUAAUGUGUUCUUUUCCUGUACUUAUGUAAAUGCUCUUCAGUUAUGUAGGAAAUAAAGAUAAUAAUAAUAAUGAUAAUAGUAAUAGUCUAUUUAUUAGGUAUGAUACACCGACCUAAGUGUUUGGAAGUAACAAUUUGGAAAUUACUAGCCUUUUUCCGUUUCAAGAAUGACCCUUCAAUUAUUUUGAAUUAUAUUGGUUCUGGGAAUUUACUUGAAAAUCGUUUCGUAUAAAACACAAUGAUCAUAUUCACGUUAAGUCAUUUCAAAUCUUUAUUAGGUUUUAGUUACAAAGUGAUCAUACAAGUGUGAGAUGCCAGUAUGUACUCGCGUGUUAAAGGCGUCUACAGAAACAAUGUGACAUUGGAAGAACUAAAUGAGGACUUAUUUCGCCUACAUAUUCCCGCCUUAAUAUUUGUCGCACUUUGUUUUGUGACUGGAUUUGUGGGAAAUCUACUGGUUCUAUUAGUAUACAAGAAGAAAUUCAGAAGAUCUAACCACCGGUAUUUUAUUCUGUUUUUAGCAGCGUUAGACUUUCUGGCCUGCAUCGCCGGAAUGCCUUUCAUCAUUGCAAGCCUACGGUUGCCAUUUUUGAUGACGUCAUCUGCGUUAUGUAAAUCGAUGCGAUAUCUUCUUUACGUUGUCAAUAACAGCUCAGGUCUGCUGUUAGUGGUCAUUUCGGUAGAAAGAUACUGGAAAAUAUGUCAUCCAUUCAAAACUCAGCCGACCACAAGGCAUACACUUUAUUUAUGCAGUGGAACUGUUUUCGUCAGCGCAAUAAUAGCCAUUCCAGCAGCAGUGUUGUACGGUGCCAGUACAAUAGAGACAGGUGUUGGUGAUAUAACGGGGUACCAGUGCUACGUCGACGACACUUCAGAGCACAAACAACUUUUUAAAAUCUAUCAGAGCGUUCUAAUGAUAGAAACUAUUUUAAGUACCGUAAUUUUUGUUAUUUUAUACGUUUUUAUUAUGAGAACACUUUGGACGAGUAAUCAGUUCAUACAAGCAAUGAGAAGCAUGCAAAUGAGUUCGACCAGGAAAUCGGAUACAAGACUUAACAGGGUGAAACAAACAAACAAAUUUCCUACUCUUACACCAGCAGAAAGACUAGCGAUGCGUAAACUACUGGAAUCGAAACAACAACCAGCAGAAACGCAAACACAACCAACACCUCAAAUCAUGAAAAGAACUGCAAGAGUUACUCUAAUGCUAUUCACCGUUUCCAUGGUAUUUGUUAUUGCAUUUGUUCCGCACCUUGCACUCAUGAUAGUUACCGCCGAGAAAGAAGAUUCUCUGGAUACUUUGAACGAAAUUGAAAUAAUGGUUUAUCAAAUUUUCUUAAGGAGUUUUAUUUUGAACAAUGUUGCAAAUCCCAUUAUAUACUUAUUUUGCGAUUCUAAAUUUAGAAAAUUGUGUAAACAUUUUAUACGAAAAUACAUAAUAUGUAACCGUAACAGAAAAUAAAAAAGCGGCGAAACAACAGUUGAAUGAUAAACACUUUGAAACGGUUAAAUAUUUUUUGUUGUAAUUUCAAGCAUGCAUGGUGACGGAGAACUAAACCAAACUGUAUUAUGUCUACUUCAAUGAGUGUUUCUGUAUAACAGUUAAGUGAGUUAAGUGUGCAUGUCCAAUGUUGUUUGUAGAUAACAAAUUGAUUGUGGUAAUUUUAACAUUAAUAAUUCUUUAUUCAUUUUCUGGUUCUUUAUUUAUCCCUGCAAAUAUAUAUUAUACACAUCAACUGCGAAAUUUCAUAUUGUAUAUGUAGUAUUUUAGUAUACAUCAGAUUACCUCCUUUGGCCUCAAUAGCCGAAGUCAGUGACUCCAAAUUGCUUGCCCCAUUGCUGUGGAAUCAAAUCGCUGGGGGUGUAGAAUUAUUCUAUGUGAGGAAGCCAUCCAACUGACAUAAGGAAGAUUGCUUCCCGCACAUGCCGGAUAUACGUCAACAUUACAACGCCCCUAUUGGAUGUACGCACUCAUUGAGUGUACUUUAUACUGACCAAAGGUUAGUGUUAGGUUUAACAUAGGUUUAAUAGUGAACAUUCAAUGUGUGCGUACACUCAAUGCGGGAGAUUAAAUUCCGACCGCCGGAAAUACUGCCUGGAGGGGCACCUGGGACCUACC
Mercenaria mercenaria is the source of this 2283-nucleotide messenger RNA. RefSeq names its product cholecystokinin receptor type A-like. Gene Ontology annotation, cellular component: membrane. The record is from RefSeq and is a predicted model, not a curated record. The transcript has a single exon. Gene Ontology annotation, biological process: G protein-coupled receptor signaling pathway. Gene Ontology annotation, molecular function: G protein-coupled receptor activity. Lineage: Eukaryota; Metazoa; Mollusca; Bivalvia; Venerida; Veneridae. The coding region runs from base 484 to 1626 and encodes 380 amino acids.